AAAUUUUUCUUCCGCAUCCACAUAAUUAUACAAAUGACAAAGAUAAUAUACUUGAUUAUGCAGAAACUUUAAUGAACUUUUGUAAAAAAUAUUCUAAACUUGCGGAUGCUCAUAUUGUAGAUUUUUUUAUUAAAAAUACUUGGGAAGAAGUUAUUCCAGAAGAAUGGACUGACGCGUUUAAAGUUGAAUAUAUGAGUGAAAGUGAGAAUGGAAUUACUGAAGAAGGAGAAGAGAAAAAAUUCAUGAAUAAAAUGAUUAGACUCGCUAGUUUUUGUGAAUAUGAGGUAAAUAAAAUAAUAGUGAGUGUAGGGAAGGUUAUGGAAAAAAGUUGGUCUUAAGAUUUAUAAUAAAUGACAGGAAGAUUGGCCCGAAUCUUUAAAGCAAUUUAUUAGAAAUACGAAAGGGUUAGUCUUAAUGCGUGACAUUUCAAUUAAUGGUUAGUUUCUUUGGUUACUUUAUUAGAU
Rhizophagus irregularis DAOM 181602=DAOM 197198 is the source of this 464-nucleotide messenger RNA. The record is from RefSeq and is a predicted model, not a curated record. NCBI's taxonomy places the organism in Eukaryota, Fungi, Glomeromycota, Glomeromycetes, Glomerales, Glomeraceae.